This is a messenger RNA of Paramacrobiotus metropolitanus, 3316 nucleotides long. RefSeq names its product atrial natriuretic peptide receptor 1-like. Bases 65 to 3190 code for a protein of 1041 amino acids. The transcript is spliced from 20 exons. Gene Ontology annotation, molecular function: protein kinase activity; ATP binding; peptide receptor activity. NCBI's taxonomy places the organism in Eukaryota, Metazoa, Tardigrada, Eutardigrada, Parachela, Macrobiotidae. The record is from RefSeq and is a predicted model, not a curated record. Gene Ontology annotation, biological process: cGMP biosynthetic process; intracellular signal transduction; receptor guanylyl cyclase signaling pathway.
UUUUCUGUUGUCUGUACCGAACGUACUCGGUGGUAAGUCUGUUGCAGCGGAUGCAAUUCCGGCGAUGGUAAAUUACCGCGCCGAUUUCGAGGUCAAGCAUGACGAUAAUGACGACGCAGUAACGAUUUCCAUAAUUUCCGUGGGCAACUAUUAUUCUACAUCGAUCUCCAGUUUCCCAUAUGUUGGACCAGCCCUGGACAUGGGCCUGGAAACACUAAGGACAACGUUUGAGCACUUCUCUAAGCGAAGGGUUAUCUUCGAUCACACUUACGUGUACGGCAAACAAUAUCACACCUGCGAAUCUGUUACGGAUAAUGUUGACCACUUUGUUGCGGAAUAUUAUUACAAUCGGGAAUCAACACCAAACAUGACAGCGUUCAUAGCGCCAGGAUGUACGGAAAGAAUUAACCUGGCAAAGCUGGUACAAGGAUGGAACUGCUUUAUGAUGGUGGGUGGAAACGGCGAGCCAGUAUUUCGUGAUAAAGCGCUAUUUCCAAAUUUGGUCCUUGCCGGCGAAAAUGCAAUUCAAAGCUAUGUGAACUUUUUUUCCACACUACUACAUCGAUUCCAUUGGAAAGAUGUUUACAUCGUACUCAACAAGUCUGCCAAACCGUUCCAUACGUUGCUAGCGCCAAGUUUACACGGCUUCUUAAGAACGCAAAAAGAUAUUUCUGUGACCUUUUCAAAAACCGGCAAUGAUACCAGAGAGGAAAAGCUUCCAAAGCUUUUAGAAAAUAUAAAGAUAUCUGCCCGAGUUGUGAUAUAUUUGGGGCUGGCAUCAGAUCUGAGGAACUUUUUGUUACUUGCUCAAUCUUAUGGGAUGGCAAAUGGAGAUUACGCAUACUUUGCGGUGGAGCCAUUUAAACACAAGGAUUAUGGGAAUAUUUCAUGGCAGUAUUACGAUGGCUAUGAUGAGGCGGCGCAGACAGCAUACAAGUCGUUGUUUGUGAUAACUGCUGCGUCGGAUAAUUCUAAUGUUUCCGAGCGAUUAGCCUUUUACAAAGAACUGAAGUUCCGCUCAAAGCGAGAUUACAAUUUUUCGUACGCUGACGGAGAGCAGCCAAAUCCAUUUGUUGUGGCCAGCUUCGAAAGUCUAUUGAUGUUCGGCAAUGUUUUGUUAGAGAGGUUAAACGAGACAGGAUUCGAUUUAGCCGACGGAAGCGCAUUCGCUUCGGAAUUUUGGAAUCGGUCUUUUGUGUUGCCUUAUUCUGGAAAUGUUCAGUUUGACGAUGUCGGGGAACGCCAAACCAAUCUCGUAAUGCAACAGUUUAUGAACAACUCAACCGAUGUGACUGAUAUCCUGAUCUUUAACGACACGACCAGCGAAAUCCACUUCCUAAGUAACAUUCAGUGGAAUUCGGUAUGGCCCAUUAAAAAUGAACCCGAAUGUGGAUUUCUCGGUACCGCUCAACGGUGCCGUGAUUUGGAAUAUAGAGCGAAUGUAAGAAUCUUGACAUCUUCCAUUGUUGGAAGUAUUCUGGUGAUCUGCUGCAUGAUCACUGGAGCAAUGAGAUCUGCAACACGCAAAGCGAUUAUUCCAGAAAACAACCUUUGGGAAGUUAAAGGCGGCCUUAUUAGAUGUUUACCAGUCAUUAUGGAUGCUGAUCGCGGCAAAAGUAUCAUUACCAGUAAAAGACGGACGCGCUAUUCCGGCAUUGCCUCGUUGAAAGGCACGAAGGUCUGGGUGGAAUACAUCGCUGUGCGGCAGCAGAUAAAAUUAACCAAAAAGACGGAAACCCUUUUGACCAUUGUUUACAACUGUGUACAUCCAAACGUCAACAGGUUUAUUGGACUUGCUUUUGAAGAAGGGCUUAUGAUGUUAAUCAGUGAAUACUGCAAGAGAGGAACAUUAAAGGAUGCCAUGGAAAGCCAAAGCGUGACACUGGACUGGAUCAUUAAAUUAAAUUUUAUCUCCGAUUUAGCACAGGCAGUCCGUUUUAUUCAUUCUUCCUCAUUGGGCGUGCACGGCUUUUUGAAAAGCAGCCGCUGUCUGAUUUCCAAUCAUUUUACACUACAAGUGGCUGAGCUCGGUCACGACAAAAUAGUGGAGACGGUAUUCGGCACAAACCCCCGCGCGGCCAAUAUCAGUUUCACUCGCCGGGAAUCCGUGUGGAUAGCGCCGGAAAUGCUGUAUUACAAGAAUUCUGCUACACCGGAAAUGGACAUUUACGCCAUCGGGGUGAUUAUUCAGGAACUGGUACACGAUACCUCGGCUGCUCAUCUCAGCCUGAGCAGCUUGCGAAACUUCAGCUUGGACGGUGGUCAACAGCGAAAAAAUCUUCCGAUCAAGAGGGACACCGAAUCGAGAUUGAUAUAUAUGUCCAAGCGCUGUCUGAGCGCCAAUCCUAUGCGGCGGCCCCGCAUUAAAGAAAUCAUCGAGCUUAUUGUCAGUUUGAGAGGAAAGUCACCGAACAGUGUUUUUGAAGAAUUACUCAACCGGUUGGAACAUCAUACGGGAGAAUUGGAAAAUGCUGUCAAUAACCGUACGGAUCAGAUCAUGCUAGAGAAAGAGGAAUGUGACAAAGUUUUGCACGAACUACUUCCCAAGUCAAUUGUCGAACAGCUACGGACGGGAGAAAGUAUAAAACCAGAAUAUUACGAGCAAAUGACGGCAUGCUUUUGUCACAUCUUCGGGUUUCCCCAUUUUGCGGACUACCAUUCGGCGCAGCGGGUCACAAAAUUCCUAUCAGAGAUGUUUAUUUUAUAUGACGAAACUAUUCAGUCAUUUGAUGCUUUCAAAUUGGAAUCAUCGGGGGAAAGUUUAAUCGUUGUAAGCGGUGUGCCGAUGGAAAAUGGUCUGCGGCAUGCGGUGGAAAUAUGCCGCUUUGCUAUUCAGCUGCGAAAGAAAUUCACGAGAAGAUAUUACGAUAAUCAUUUGCAACUCCAGAUGGGCAUCGACACUGGUUCCUGUGUGACAGCGGUUCUCGGAUUCAAAGUACCCCGCUACAAUGUCAUCGGCGAAACGAUGAACGUUGCUAGCCGUUUGGCAAACAGCGGAAAACCAUCCAGAAUUCAAGUCAACCAGACCACCGUUCAACUGGUGAUGGAUGCCGGAGCAGAUGACCUGCGGUUCUUGAACAGAGGAUUAGUUGACAAAGGCACAAACUCCUUACAAACAUUCUGGCUGGAGGACAAAGUUUGUUUGAACUGCGGUGGUUUUAAUGCAUUUUACAGAUUACAAGAUACUUAACAAAACCAGUUGCUGUUGUACUACAAACUAUAUAAUACAUUUACGCUAUGUUACAAAAUCAACCGAACCCGAAAUCUCUGUCAACAAUCAAAGUAAUUUACUAUGAUUACCGAAAGCUUAAAUGAA